AAUAUUUUCUGAAAAGCAUGCUGGUAUUUUCUGAGAAAAUGCCAUAAUUUUCUCACAUCCAAGCAAAAUACCCGAAUAAACAUGAUUCUGGAUAUUAGACAUUACACAUCAACUUGUUUUUCUUCUCUUUCUUUCUCCAUCUAGAAAUUUUAUAAAAUAUCUCUUAGUGCCAAAGAUUUAGACUUCUACUUCGCAAUCUAACGCCUCGAAUUCUGUAAUAUAUGUAUAUAUUUUCUCUUACAAGUUAAUAUAUGGGUUUGUGUUUCUCUCUCAUCCAUCUUUGAUUCUCUCACAGCCUCUCUCUUUCUCUCCCUCAAAAAGUUUGCCGAUGAAGAAAUCAUGACAUUUAUGUUGUAAUUUGAGCCAUGGGCGCCUCAAGUUCUCUCUAAUUCUCUUUCCACAUUCUGGGUAUAAUCAGGUGAUUCAAUUGGUCUCCAAUGGUUUGAUCUAACAAAAAAGGGGGAUUUUUGUUAGAGAAAGGAAACAUCAUGCUGAAGCAAAUUUUAAGCAAGCUUCCUCGAAAAUCCUCAAAAACCGAGUCGCCUGAGUCAGUUCGGAUUAACUCAGGCACCGGAGCUGGUGCCCCCUCGUCCUCCGGUCAAAAUUGCAGCAAUGGUAGGAACUCAUCUCCUGGUCUAUCAAACCAGACAAAGCGGACGUCAUCAGCGGUUUUUCCAACGAAUGUGGUGACUGCAAUUGAACCCAUUGUGCCCUUCAAGGACGUGGGUAAUGCAGAGAAGAUGAAUCUGUUCGUAAGUAAAGUGAGCCUUUGUUGUGUAACCUUUGAUUACAAUGAACCAGGUAAGAAUUCUUUAGAGAAAGAUGUUAAGCGGCAAACAUUGAUUGAGCUUUUGGAUUUUGUUGGUUCUGGGUGUAUGAGAUUUAGUGAGCCAGCAAUUCUAGCGAUGUGUAGAAUGUGUGCUGCUAAUCUCUUUAGAGGUUUCCCACCCAAUUACAGAUCUAAUUCUUCAGGUGGCAAUGGUGAAAAUGAUGAUGAUGAGCCAAUGUUUGAUCCUGCUUGGCCACAUUUGCAGAUUGUUUAUGAUUUGCUACUCAAAUUCGUCACUUCAUCUUGUCUGGACACCAAGGUAGCUAAGAAGUAUAUAGAUCACACAUUUAUUUUGAGAUUGCUUGAGUUGUUUGAUUCAGAUGAUCCAAGAGAAAGGGAGUGUUUGAAGACCAUUUUGCAUAGGGUUUAUGGGAAGUUCAUGGUUCAUCGUCCCUUUAUUCGAAAGUCGAUGAGCAAUAUCUUCUACCGAUUUGUGUUUGAAACUGAGAGGCAUAAUGGGAUUGCAGAGUUAUUGGAGAUUUUUGGGAGUAUAAUUAGUGGGUUUGCUUUGCCUUUAAAAGAAGAACACAAGAUUUUCUUGUUGAGGGUUCUUGUUCCUUUGCACAAACCAAAAUCAUUGGGGGUUUACUUUCAACAAUUAUCAUAUUGUAUUACACAGUUCAUAGAGAAGGAGCCUAAGUUGGCAAGUAGUGUGAUAAAGGGAUUGUUGAAAUACUGGCCAGUAACAAAUAGCCAAAAGGAGGUUAUGUUUCUUGGUGAGUUGGAGGAGAUUUUGGAAGCCAUUAACAUGAUGGAGUUUCAAAAGGUCAUGAUCUCAUUGUUUUGGAGAUUGGGUUGUUGCAUCAACAGUUUCCACUUUCAGGUGGCUGAAAGGACGCUGUUGUUAUGGAACAACGAUCAAGUAGUGAACCUGAUUGCACAUAACCGGCAGGUGAUUGUUCCAGUGAUAUUUGCAGCGCUGGAGAGGAAUGUGCAAAAGCAUUGGAAUCAAGCUGUGGUUAAGCUGAGUUUAAAUGUCCGGAAAAUGUUGCUGGAGAUGGAUGAGAGUCUGUUCAUGGCGUGCCAUUCUCGGUACAUGGAGGAAGAAACAAAAUUAUGCUCGGUAGCUGAGACACGGAGGAAAGUGUGGGAACAACUAGAGAAUGCAGCGAGUCUACAGCCCAUAACGAGAAAUACACCGAUUCUGCUCUCUCCUUUUGCAACCUCCAUUGCCUGUUAACCACCUUCAAUGUAAUCUGUAUUCAUGGUGUUGGUUGUGGCAUUUGUAUUAUACAAAAAUUUGAUUAUAUUGUAUUAUAUUUGGGGCAAAUGAAGAGGUUUAAUAAGUGUUAAGAGAGAGAAAGAAAAUCUCAAGGAUUUUUUUCUCAAGGAUUUCCUUUUGGGAGUGAAAAUGUUAGGAGUAGUUUUAUAGAAUUAAUUAAC
This is a messenger RNA of Carica papaya (papaya), 2212 nucleotides long. NCBI's taxonomy places the organism in Eukaryota, Viridiplantae, Streptophyta, Magnoliopsida, Brassicales, Caricaceae. The record is from RefSeq and is a predicted model, not a curated record.